CAUCAGUUGAAUUCAAUCGAUUGCUUGUGCAUUUAGCAAAUCAAAGCCACAACAACCAAACCAGAAUCAAUAUGAAGUUCUUCUCAGUCGUCACCGUCUUUGUGUUCGGUCUGCUGGCUCUGGCCAACGCUGUUCCCCUGUCGCCCGAUCCAGGAAAUGUGGUAAUCAACGGGGACUGCAAAUACUGCAAUGUGCACGGUGGAAAGUAGGAAAGUAGGAAAGUAGGAAAGUACUCGCCUUAAUUUCGAAGAUGGGCCAAAACUUACCUCAAAUCCAAAGCACCAUAUUUAUACUCUCACUCUUGUACUAAAAUGAAAACUAGUAGUAAAAAAUACAUCGCCAAUUACAAAUAAAAUGGUGAAAAAAC
Messenger RNA from Drosophila melanogaster (fruit fly), 367 nucleotides. It is a transcript of the gene BomS2, whose product is annotated as bomanin short 2. Gene Ontology annotation, biological process: defense response. Gene Ontology annotation, cellular component: extracellular region. The transcript has 2 exons. Bases 72 to 209 code for a protein of 45 amino acids. The record is from RefSeq and is marked reviewed. NCBI's taxonomy places the organism in Eukaryota, Metazoa, Arthropoda, Insecta, Diptera, Drosophilidae.